AGCGGGACCAGCCGAGCGUCCGGGUGCCAGCCUCCGCUGCCGCUGCCAUCUCCAUCAUGGCCUCCACACAGCCGACCCCAGCGAGGACGAAGCGACCAGCGAGCGGCCCUUCCCUUCCCGCAGCGGAGACGGACGUGAAGCCGAAGCAGCGGCACCGGUAGAGGCGAGCCGCGCCGGGGUGAGCCGCCUCGCCACCACCACCCCCUCCCGGUCUCCCCCAUGCCUCUGUCUAAAGCCAGGUUCAGCUAUUCCACGCGGAGGGGAGCGAGCCCGGGCGGCGGAAGCAUGAGCGUUAAUCUGUCGGUCCAGCAGGUUCUGAGCCUCUGGGUCCAAGGUUCGAGCCUGCAGCAGUUCCCAGAGAUGUGGUACUGGGUGUUCCUGUGGUGUCUCUUCUCCUCGCUGGUCGUCCACGGCGCCGCCGGACUGCUGAUGCUCAUCGUGCUGCAGCGACACAAGUGGGGACGUCUCAUCACGCUGGUUCUGGUCAGCACCGGAUUCCUGGCCUCCCUCUCUGGAGCCGUCGUCACCACUCAGAGGAGCGGCCUGAUGAUGAUGAUGAUGAGGAGGAUGAUGAAGGGUUGCCUUCUCCCCACAUGCAGCAGUCCAACCUGUUUAUUUAUCAUCACAACAAACGAUGGUUGAAUCUCAUCCAAUCAGAGCUGUUAAAGGAGAAGAAGCUCUGGUUGCUGCCUGGUUGAUCAUCAGUGGGCGGGUCCUCCAGCUGACCUCUAACAUCCCAUAAAGCUGUAGAACACCAGCGUCCCGGUAACAGAAGCUCCGAUCCUGUUUCCUGGGAUCAACUACAGAUUAAAAUGUUGGGAUAACUCUGAGAGACACAAACGUCCACCGGACCUGCAGCCUCCUACACGACCAGGUCAGUUGGAUCUGGGCGUCCUGUCCUGACCUUUGACCUGAUGGAGCUCUCGGUUUUGUUCGGCAGGACCAUUGUUGCUGGUGAAGUCUGGUUCUGGUUCUGUCAGAGCAGCUUAUCGUAGCAAGCCCAGGCCUGGAGCUGGGUCCCUUCAUGUGGACAUGGAGACACUCGCUGCUAUUGUCUUAUUGCUUCCUGCUCAGGAAAUACUCGAGAGCUGAGGCGAGCGGCGGCGGCGGCGUGCUCACCGGUAACAAUGACGGGCAGCGGGCCGAGCCUUUGACCCGCCGGAGCGCUCUGUAUUGUCCACCUCUCCUUUGUGCCGCCUGACUCGGCUCCCGUUGUUCAUAAGAGCAGUACAUUAAGUCUGGGUCGACUCCAUCAGGAGCAGCGCCGGCCGUCUGGACCGGGCUGUGAUCUCAGUCUGAGAUGGGUCCUCCUGGAUCCUCGUAUUCCCACAUGGAGCGGCACAAUAAAUCCGAGUCAGGAUGGGAUGUGUUCACGCUCCGAGGGACGACAAAUGGGUCCUUUGUUCUUUUACAGGUUCUGAUUUGGGACGGGCAGCAAGGAACCGGUUCUGACCUUAAGUCAAAAAAAAAAAAAACGGAUGAGAUGAACAGAACCGACCCAAGACCUCAGCAAGACUGGGCCUCCAGAACCAGACAGAGCUGGGCUCCCGAAGUGGACCGGGCCUCCUCAUUAGAGUCCUCUGGGUCAGAAGUCUUCUCAGGAACUGGAUCCUGUUCUGGUCUUUGCUGCAGACGAGACCGGGAGACCCACAUGGGACCAGGUGGUUCCCAUUACUCCGAGUCUGGAAUGGGUCCAGAUGCUUUUCCCACUUUUAGCCAAACUAAUGAUGGAGGGGACCGAUGAGAGGAUGAAUCUCUAACCUGACAGAAACAAAACGUGGAUCGAGUUAAAAGCGGGGGUCACCGACUCCGGGCCUUGAGGAGUCUCCUCCUGCAGACCCGAACCUCCUGCUCAGCUGUUCUGGAGCUGAACUUUGACCCCGGCCAUUUAAAAAGCCUGGAAUAAAUAAAUGAUUAAUGAGCCGAGGACUCCAAAGCGCUUUACACUGGAGUGAAUCAUUCAUCCAUUCACACACUGGUGGUGAUGAGCUGCAGCCACAGCUGACACAGGCGAGGCUUUCCGAGGCAGGGCGGGUUGGGCGUCUUGCCCAAGGACACAACAGCAGCAUCAUCACAAGUUUAAUAAACUCACAUCAGAUUAAAUUAUUCUUUAAAUCUUUAUGGUAAAUAUUAGAAUCAAUAAUAAAAUCUGUUUAUCUGACUCUUGGUGCUGAAGAUGAAAAUUUUCUGUGUUUAUUUGUGUUUUGGAGCAACUUUCCGUUUUAUUUUGGUAAACCCUCUUCCGGUUUUCCUCUAGUCACACCUGGUUUCCGUCGAUAAUCAGCCGGCAGGUGUUCAGAGGAGUGCAGGUGAGUCCAGCGCCGGGACUCCGGCGGUUAUUAGUGAUGUUUCUGUGGGGUUGGAGGUCUGUCCUCCGGUCUGUGGACAUGUCCUCCACACCUCCUCUUCUGGUGAUUCUUCCUCGUCGAAUUUCACGGAUGUUUCGUUUGUUGUGAUGAUUCUGUCCCGAGCUGCAGUGGUCGCGUGCGAGGGACAACACGAGAACAAUAAACUACCUGAAACCUUCAUGAAGUCCGAUAAUAAAAGUAAUAAUAUUAUGGGAUGUUGAGAGCUUUCUUAGUUUGAAAUAGUCUUUUUAUUUAAAAACCUUUAAAACCUUUUUUUUAUUUUUUACAAACUUCCUGAAACCUUUGAACUUCAGAUCAGGAAUGUUAUUUUGAUAUCUUUGGGUUUUAGGAUGUGCGAAGUUUAAAACAAGCUCUGAUCAGAAACGUUCGUGUGAGCAAAUAAAAACACACAAAGUUUAAAUAAAUAAAUAUAAAAAUCGUAAAAAGCAGAUUUAUGGGUUUUAUCUUGGUGUGAUGUCGGUAGCGUCCAGCAGGGGGAGCCCAAUCACACAGACUGGUUCAGGCUGGGAUUCCCUCUGAGGGAUUUAUCUGGGAUAAAAGGAGUUCAUCCCACAUAUGGAUCAGAAUUUAGGGUUGGACUUGUGGAAGACCUUUUUCUGUCUCUACCACCUUUGUUUGAGAGACGGAAUCAGCUGUUAAAUGAUGAUCAGCUGUUAGUUAAUUUCAUCUCAAAACCAGAAAUGUUGGAAACUUCAGAACAAAGUUCAGAAAAAGCUGCAGAACUAAAUUAAAUCACCUGAGAAUUAAAACCAACGGCGUUCCCGCUUUGAUCCAGCCGUGAUUCCUGGGCUCGGUCCUGUUGAAGGUUUAGACCUGAAACAGGUAUUCGCAGAAUGCACUGCAGCAACACAAUCAGCUGUCAGCACGGUGGUGGAGGGCUGAUACUGUGGGCUGGUUCUGAGCCAUCAGUCUGGUGCUGAAGUUUAGACCGAACUGGGUCAUGAAACAGGACCUGGAGCAGAGCCGUGUGUGUGUGUGUGUGUGUGUGUGUGUGUGUGUGUGUGUGUGUG
Nothobranchius furzeri (turquoise killifish) is the source of this 3379-nucleotide messenger RNA. The record is from RefSeq and is a predicted model, not a curated record. Lineage: Eukaryota; Metazoa; Chordata; Actinopteri; Cyprinodontiformes; Nothobranchiidae.